AUGCACUACAUCUCCCAUGCGACUUCUGGCCCUGAUGGGUACAACGCCCUUGCACCAACCGCUCCUUCUUCGGAGUCACCAUCUAUUUCGGGAACAGUGACAGAUUAUCAUCCACGAAACUCGUCGCAUACACACGGUCCGACCUCUGCCUGUCCUGAUGGACCGACCCUGAAGCAAUACCGAGCCCCUGUCGCGAAGGCGACUGCCCGCCCGCCGAUUACCCCCACUUCCAUGUCUCCUACGGUCAACUACUCUACACCCUCGAGCCUGAGGCUCGACGCGAUGACGCUGGAUGAUAGUGUACCAUCGAUCAAAUCUGAUGAGGAUCCCCAGAUAGGCCUCUUCCAUCAGGUUUACGAGUGGCUACAGCAUGAAAAGACUCGACGAAUGGCACGCAAGGCACGCCACGCCGAGGCAGCCCCUUCCAGCGCGAACGGCGGAGAGGAUGAGGAGGAACGCCCAGCGGAACCUCCUCAACCCUCGGGGAGCACAUUCUCGCUAGAUCAACUGGAAAAUAUCCUGGCACGAUUCGCGGGACCUACAAACGUGAAUGGUCUAGCUUUGCACCAUUCCCUUAAACGCAUUCCCCGCCGUCGCCCGAAGGGUCUACGUCGAGGCUCUGCCUCCGAGUCGGAUUACACGGAUAUCGAAGCGCAAGUUCCAAAUGUGGAAGCUUAUCUAGAUAAUUCCAAGACCCUCGCGUACAACUUCAGCAACACAGCCGAGAACGAUGCUGAUGAUAAUAAUACCAAGCGAUCGAAGGAGAGGGAGGCGUGGACUGUCUUUAAGACGGAGAUUGUGCGCCUGGUGCAUACCCUCCAGCUUCGAGGCUGGCGCAAGAUGCCGAUGGAGAUGGCUGAUGAGAUUGAUGUUGUCCGGCUCAGUGGUGCCAUGACCAAUGCCAUUUAUGUAGUCGCUCCUCCUAGAGGUCUUUUUACCCACAAGAUUGAGAAUGGAUCUGCCUCCUUGUCUUCUCGAAGACCUCCACCGAAACUUUUGCUGCGCAUCUACGGUCCCCAGGUAGACCACCUGAUUGAUCGCGAGAAGGAAUUGCAAAUUCUUCGUCGUUUGGGUCGUAAGAAUAUUGGGCCCAGCGUACUUGGAACUUUCCUGAAUGGCCGUUUUGAAGAGUUCUUUGAAGCUCGUCCCCUUACAUUCAAGGACUUGAGGAUUCCCGAGACCGCGAGGGCAAUUGCCAAGCGGAUGAGAGAGCUGCAUGAUGGCAUGGAAUUACUCGAAGAAGAACGCGAAGGGGGCCCGGUGAUCUUCAAAAAUUGGGAUAAAUGGGUGGACCGCUGUGAACAAGUAACCACCUGGCUAGACAAAGAGCUCCAGUCUCCAGGAAAUGAACUUAAAGAGUCAACCGAACCAUGGCGCUCCCGCGGGUUUGUAUGUGGUGUGCCAUGGGCAACAUUUCGAAAGGCCGUUGAUCACUAUCGGACUUGGCUUAUCUCUAGCUGCGGUGGUAUAGAGCAGAUCAAGCGAGAGCUUGUCUUUGCUCACAACGAUACUCAAUAUGGUAACCUUCUUCGCAUGGAGCCAGCUACUCAGUCACCACUGCUUCUCCCUGCCAAUGAACAUAAGCAGCUUGUGGUCAUUGACUUUGAGUACUCGUCAGCAAACACUGCUGGGUUUGAAUUCGCCAAUCAUUUUACCGAAUGGUGCUACAACUACCACGACGAAGAGCGGCCUUGGGCUUGCAACAACCGUUUCUACCCUACCCCCGAAGACCAGUACCGUUUUGUGAUGACAUACCUCACCCAUCGCCCAGCCGUAACUGGCGGUGUCACCUCACCCUGGGCAACCCCGGCUAUGCGAGGUGGCACAGGCACUGCUAUCACCCCGCUAACUCUUGAUGAUUGCUCUGAGGCAUCAUCUGUGGCAUACGCCUCUCAUGAGAAGCCUAUUGAAGAGGAACUCGAGCUGGAAGUGCGGCGUCUGAUGCACCAAACGCGCCUCUGGCGUGUAAUGUGCUCCGCACAAUGGGCGGCCUGGGGUAUUGUUCAGGCCAAGAUACCAGGUAUGGAGGAAGGGAUUGCCGAGAUGACCGCUGGAAGUAGCGGUGUCUCCGGUGUUCCCCAUGAGAACGGACACGAGAAGAAUGAACAGGCCCAGCCAACAACACCCGUGGAUUCCGAUAAUGAUGAAGGGGAUGAGUUUGAUUACUUGGCAUAUGCUCAGGACAGGGCCUUAUUCUUCUGGUCUGACCUGUUGACGUUGAACCUGAUUGACCCGGAGGAAUUGCCAGCUCCUAUGGUUGAACACCUUCGGAAACGAGCUGUCGACUAUUGA
Messenger RNA from Penicillium malachiteum, 2292 nucleotides. RefSeq lists its product as uncharacterized. Bases 1 to 2292 code for a protein of 763 amino acids. Gene Ontology annotation, biological process: phosphatidylethanolamine biosynthetic process; phosphatidylcholine biosynthetic process. The transcript has 5 exons. Gene Ontology annotation, cellular component: cytoplasm. Gene Ontology annotation, molecular function: ethanolamine kinase activity; choline kinase activity. NCBI's taxonomy places the organism in Eukaryota, Fungi, Ascomycota, Eurotiomycetes, Eurotiales, Aspergillaceae. The record is from RefSeq and is a predicted model, not a curated record.